Molecule: messenger RNA, 2631 nt
Organism: Penicillium daleae
Lineage: Eukaryota; Fungi; Ascomycota; Eurotiomycetes; Eurotiales; Aspergillaceae
Exons: 1
Coding region: 1-2631 (876 amino acids)
Source: RefSeq, a predicted model, not a curated record
AUGCCUGGCGUGGAAGCGAUGGGCGCAUCGGUGGACACACCAGAGCGACCGCUUCUCAGGUCCCACAAGGCGCUCCCGCGGAGGGGCAUCGUGGUCCCUCAGAUCGACCUGGUCCAACCGGCCUCCCCGGAGUCAAAUGGCACAGUCACUGCGACGCCGGCUCCUCCGCUCACUCCGCCCGGCGCAAACCAGGAAGAUAGCAUGGGAGAGGAACAGACGCCACGAAAGAUAACCUCAUCGCGCUCUGAGAACCACUCCACGGGGAUCUUGACGCCGCGUCGGCCCUCCAAACCUCCCACCCCCGACGUGACACCACCGCGUACAACUUCCAUCAAGCGACCGACCCUCAACAAUACCGUGCACCUGUCGUCGUCAUCGCGCGCCGAAUCCUUCCAGACUGCCUGCGAGAGCAUCUCGUCCGAUGGCGACAUGGAAACUCCCGUUCGAUCCACAUCCCAGUCCGCGUCGCAGAAAGCCAAGAACCGAACACCCUCGACCAGCAGAAAGAAUGCGCGGAGUGGUGUCCGCGCAAAACUUACAUAUACCAAAGAAACCCCACCCUCUGCUUCACAGCCGCUCAGCGAGACAGAAUAUGAAACCGGGUUCGAGUCGUUCGAUGGAGAGUGGGCGUCUAUCCAGGAUGGGUCUCCAACGCCACUGGUUGAGAAACUGAAGCCUCCAGAGUCCCGAAAUGCAUCAAACCAGAAACCAAAGCCAGAUCAAGAUACGCUGGACGUACUGCAUCUCGACAAGUCUCUGAUGAGGGAAAAGAAUCUGCGGGAUAGGGUCCAAAACAUGCAUCAAGUGGUCGAGAGCCCGUCGAUGGAACGAUUUCGCGAAGAUAUUGGCUGGCCAUCCUACGAUGGACCUUCCCAUGUAGAAGAAGCAGAGUCACGCCGUUUAUCAGGAGUCUCCUCCACUUCCACCGUCGAGGCGAUGAUCAUCGAUUCUCCAAAGCGAGCCCACCGAUCCUUGCGACACACUGAGAAGAGAACCUCCCUCCGUUCUGCAAGCUCUCCAAUCACCAGAUCCGAGCGUGCAUCCAUGGCCUCCAAUCCAGAUUCGCAACAUCGUCUUGUUCACAAGGUGGCUCGCAUUUCGGAGCAGGACCGUCGGAGCAUUUCAUCCGACAUCUCAUUCUCCACCAAGACGACUGCAAGUGCACCUCACACUCCAGCUGAUAUAAUUCCCGUAGUGGUCAUCCCCGAGAGACGCUCGUCCCUCAAAUCUGGACCAAACAGUCACACUUCGUCGAAACCUGGCUCCCAGCGGUCCAGUCGACGACCCCCACCUGUCUCAUCGGAUGGCUCUGUGAAUGUCCCACGGCAAAGACCGCGGACCAUGUCAGAUUCCGUAUCUGCAAAGUCCCGAGACAUGGACUCGAGAGGACGUCUCGUUGGUCGACCCGUCAUCCCCCCGCGGAGCUCUUCGCUUUCUGCGCCGACAAGUCGCAAUAACUCUCGCGCCACAUCGCUCACCUCGGAAAGUCUGCGGAGUCAUACUCUGGCGAUGGAUUUGGAGAUGCAGAAGCGUCGUGAUCAGCAGCCCGUUUCGCCGCCUCGCCAUAAUAUUCUUGGUCCCAAUGGCUAUGGCAAGAGUUUGUUGGAGCCCCCCAAGUUACCGGGGAUCAUGGUGAGCUCAACGGACGAUAUGGCAACUCUGCGACCGCCGUCAUUACCGUAUACGCAGUGGUCAAUUCCAUCAUCCUCUCCGGGUCCCAUUGAAAUUCGAGAAGCCACCGCUGUCAGUCUCUUCGCGCACAACAAUCGAUCAUUGCUGUUAGUUGAUCAACGGGUACCGCUCGACCAACGCGCGUUCCCAGCGUUGGAGCAAGGAUUGUCGACCCAUGAGACCAAUCCCCAGACCCCAGACAAUCAUGUUCAAUCUGGAGAGAUAUAUGUCGAAUCCCCGUUGAAAAACCCUCGUCCCCCGCCCAAGCCCCCAGUCUCCAAACCUCUGCCGCCACUCCCAGCACAGGAUGUGGCCACGGACUCCACCAAAGGAAAUGUGGGGGGUCUCGUUCGCCGAUGGAGCUCCGCUCGACGCCCGCGGAGUGCACGCCCCCGGUCGGAUUCCUUCAAUGCCAUCACUCGAUCGCUCUCGAUGCGAUCCGCAAAGAACCGCAAAGCAGGGAUCGAAAUGGAUAGCCGCCUGCAUCCUUUCUGGCGCCCACGUGGUUUCUGGGAAGACGUCCCCGGAUCCCCCAAGAAGGAGAGACCUUCAAUCCAGACCCCCGCAGAGCCUGGCUUCGUCAGUAAUUCUUUAGGCCUUCCACAACAGCGGCUCAUCUUCGAGGGUCCGCCCGCCUUGAACCGCCGCAGCCCCGAGAUGAAGCGCUUUUUCAAUGGGCUCUCUUCCUCGGCGCGUUACCAUGCCAGCCAUGGCAGUCUGGUCGACCAUGGUGGUAUUUUGCGCACUGGAUCACCGCUAUAUCAAAAUCGCUACCGCGCCUUGUCCCGUUGGGGCAUGCGCUGGCGAUCAUUGUCGCUCCGUAAUGUGCGCGCCCGAAUUCAAAGAGUCCGUCAGCGUCGUGACGAGCGGAAACGAGCUUCACGCCGUGAAACGCUGAAGCAGAGCAUCGGUGGCCCUGUCUAUGUGGUGUCUAGUGCGACCAAUGGGGUCGUGCACUGA